Molecule: messenger RNA, 811 nt
Organism: Dendroctonus ponderosae (mountain pine beetle)
Lineage: Eukaryota; Metazoa; Arthropoda; Insecta; Coleoptera; Curculionidae
Product: UPF0598 protein CG30010
Exons: 2
Coding region: 94-720 (208 amino acids)
Source: RefSeq, a predicted model, not a curated record
GUUUUAUCAAUUGUUUACAAACAGAUAAACUUUCCUUUUUUAUGUGGGCCAUGAAACAGUCUCCAAGGUCAGGGCAAAGUCCUUAAGUCUCCAAUGUCCGUGAAAAAUCUCUCAUCACUGCUCCAAAGACACUUUAAGGGGGCUUUUUCUAGAAAUGUGUCCUACGUGCAGGGGCAGGAGCCCGAGCCCAAAGUGCGGGAGUAUUUCUAUUUCAUUGAUCAUCAGGGAAUGUUGUUCCUAGACGAUUCGCGGAUGAAAAACUUCACGUCCUGCUUCAAGGAAAAGAAGUUUCUGAGGUUCUUCUUCAAUCAGCUCAGACAGAACAACACCGACAGGUACCCAGAAUUUCCCUAUCUGUCCAUAUGUGGCAAAGAGCGCAACUUUGUGCGAUGCGACGAUUUCCCCAUAGUGUUCACUCAUGUGGUGGAAAAGUCCAGUGAACACUUUCUGGCCCAUAAUCACGCGAAUGAUUUGCUGACUGUUAAGUUCCAGCCGGAGCGCAUUUUUAUGCUACCGGAAACGGGGCGAGUGUACCAUCCAGCCCCCGAUAGGGCUGGAUCCGUAGGGCUGCUGCGUUCCAAACUGGCAAUAGAAUUCAGCAGCAAAUUCGCUUUUGCCCAUGGAGAAUCCAAGCCCCCGACCCAAUUCACUUUCAAUGGUGUUCCGUAUAAUUUGCAAGCGGACUGGUACUAUGCAGCCAUCAAAGACCGGGAAAUUUAGUAUCAGCUUAUUUAUUUUUGUAAAACAGUGUAACAAGUCAAAAAUAUACAUAUUAAAAGCAACUAGCCAAUAUUGCGCAUUGCGCUGUAAA